GAUUUCCUUAACAAUAAAAUAUUAUAAAUAUCAUUGAAUUUUCCCUUUUGUUUUCGGUUUAAAAUUUGAUUAUUGUAUAAUCAAAUCAAAUCAAAUUAAAUCAAAUUAAAUCAAUAAAUUAUGGGACAACAAAAGCUUUGGUGGGGUUUAAUUGAAAACUUAUGCAAGAGGCUGGCUACUUUUAAGAAACGAUUGGAAGGAUUUUUCAGAAAAGCAAUUCAAUUAACCGUUUACACGGGUGCUGAAGUUGCGGUUAUUGUGAUCAAUGAUAAUGAAGUACAUUAUUUUUCUAGUCAUGGCAUGGAACAUACGUUGGAACAAUACUUCGCAAAUAGACUGAAUCAAUCGGAAACAAUUAGUCAAAGAGUUUAUCAAGAACUUAUCAAUGAAAAUACAGAAACUGGGCAAGUAGAAGAACAGAUUGGAGAACAAAUUGAAGAGCAGAUUGAAGAACUCGAAGAACACAUUGAAGAAAUUGUUGUGCAAGGUAGUAGUUCAAAUAACCAAAACAUAUAUUUCGAUGACUUAUUUCGUUUAGUUCGUUUCCUUAACAUUCAGCUUGAUGAUGAAAUUAUGAUAUAUGAUGAAUUUCAAGAUGACGAUGUAAAUGCCAGAAUUAUUCAAUUAAUCAAUGGUGAGAUUAAUCCAACAAUUAAUGAUGAUGAAAAUUUAGAAUAUGAAUUAGAAAAUUAUUAUAGAGGGGAACCUCUUAUCAUCCAGGAAAAUACACCACCAUCUGCGUAUGAUAACAAUACACCACCCCCAGAAUAUGUUAAUAACAAUCCAGCUCAAGAUCAAUUAGAAGACCUUCUUGACUUUAUGGAUGAUGAUGAUGAUGUAUACGAUUAGAAUUGUGCAAAAAAAAAUGCAUGUAUGGCUAACUUUGAAGGUUUUGGUUUUAAUUAUGGUUUUGUUGUUUGAUUGUUUUUGGUUUGACUUUUGUUUUUAAGACGUUAAUUUUUAUUUAUUUCUGUUUCUAGCUGGCUAGUCCUUUUGUUGUUGUUGUGAUCAAUAGGCAUACUAUGUUCUAUGUAUGCUUUACUAAUAUAUCUUCUCUCAUAUUAGAAACAGAUUGUUCUUCCUUGAGGUGUUUCAAUAUUUAUUUCUCCUUGAUUUGCUAUAUUAAGUGUUAGUUAUAUUUCUACUAUAACUUUAUUAAGUAAUUUAUCUAUUAAUUGCUUACUACAUUCGUUUAAUUCUUAUUUAUAGUGAAUAUUAUAUUUUAAUUCAAACUCC
This is a messenger RNA of Scheffersomyces coipomensis, 1236 nucleotides long. Its product is annotated as MADS-box domain-containing protein. Lineage: Eukaryota; Fungi; Ascomycota; Pichiomycetes; Serinales; Debaryomycetaceae. Gene Ontology annotation, biological process: regulation of transcription by RNA polymerase II. Bases 121 to 849 code for a protein of 242 amino acids. The record is from RefSeq and is a predicted model, not a curated record. The transcript has a single exon. Gene Ontology annotation, molecular function: DNA-binding transcription factor activity, RNA polymerase II-specific; protein dimerization activity; RNA polymerase II cis-regulatory region sequence-specific DNA binding.